This is a messenger RNA of Myodes glareolus (Bank vole), 8043 nucleotides long. The record is from RefSeq and is a predicted model, not a curated record. NCBI's taxonomy places the organism in Eukaryota, Metazoa, Chordata, Mammalia, Rodentia, Cricetidae.
CGCACCAUUGGGCGUCGCAGGCCCCAUGGUGCAGAAGUCGCGCAACGGUGGCGUGUACCCCGGCACUAGCGGGGAGAAGAAGCUCAAGGUGGGCUUCGUGGGGCUGGACCCCGGCGCGCCCGACUCCACUCGCGACGGCGCGCUGCUCAUCGCGGGCUCCGAGGCCCCCAAGCGCGGCAGCGUUUUGAGCAAGCCGCGCGCGGGUGGCGCGGGAGCCGGGAAGCCCCCGAAGCGCAACGCCUUCUACCGCAAGCUGCAGAAUUUCCUCUACAACGUGCUGGAGCGGCCCCGCGGCUGGGCGUUCAUUUACCACGCCUACGUGUUUCUCUUGGUCUUCUCCUGCCUUGUGCUUUCCGUAUUUUCCACCAUCAAGGAGUACGAGAAGAGCUCAGAGGGGGCCCUCUACAUCUUGGAAAUCGUGACCAUUGUGGUGUUUGGCGUUGAGUACUUUGUGAGGAUUUGGGCUGCUGGCUGCUGCUGCCGGUAUCGAGGCUGGAGGGGCAGGCUCAAGUUUGCCAGGAAGCCGUUCUGUGUGAUCGAUAUCAUGGUGCUGAUUGCCUCCAUCGCUGUGCUGGCUGCCGGCUCCCAGGGAAAUGUCUUUGCCACAUCCGCACUUCGGAGCCUGCGGUUCCUGCAAAUCUUACGUAUGAUCCGCAUGGACCGGAGGGGUGGCACCUGGAAGCUCCUGGGAUCCGUGGUGUAUGCUCACAGCAAGGAACUGGUGACUGCCUGGUACAUCGGAUUCCUCUGCCUCAUCCUGGCUUCUUUUCUGGUGUAUCUGGCAGAGAAGGGUGAGAAUGACCACUUUGACACCUAUGCAGAUGCACUCUGGUGGGGCCUGAUCACCCUGACGACCAUUGGCUACGGGGACAAGUACCCUCAGACCUGGAACGGGAGGCUGUUGGCCGCGACGUUUACCCUCAUCGGCGUCUCGUUCUUCGCCCUUCCUGCAGGCAUUUUGGGAUCUGGCUUUGCUCUGAAAGUUCAAGAGCAGCAUCGGCAAAAACACUUUGAGAAGCGACGGAACCCCGCAGCAGGUCUGAUCCAGUCGGCCUGGAGAUUCUAUGCGACUAACCUCUCACGCACCGAUCUGCACUCCACGUGGCAGUACUACGAACGCACAGUCACUGUGCCCAUGUACAGCUCGCAAACUCAAACCUAUGGGGCCUCCAGACUCAUCCCACCUCUGAACCAGCUGGAGCUGCUGAGGAACCUCAAGAGCAAAUCCGGACUCACUUUCAGGAAGGAGCCACAACCAGAGCCAUCACCAAGUCAGAAGGUCAGUUUGAAAGAUCGUGUCUUCUCCAGCCCCCGAGGCGUGGCUGCCAAGGGGAAGGGGUCUCCCCAGGCCCAGACGGUCCGGCGAUCCCCCAGUGCUGAUCAGAGUCUCGACGACAGCCCAAGCAAGGUGCCCAAGAGCUGGAGCUUUGGUGAUCGCAACCGUGCACGCCAGGCUUUUCGUAUCAAGGGUGCUGCAUCCCGGCAGAACUCAGAAGAAGCAAGUCUCCCCGGGGAGGACAUCGUGGAGGAUAACAAGAGCUGUAACUGCGAGUUUGUGACCGAGGAUCUCACCCCUGGCCUCAAAGUCAGCAUCAGAGCUGUAUGUGUCAUGCGGUUCUUGGUGUCUAAGCGAAAAUUCAAAGAGAGUCUGCGCCCCUAUGAUGUGAUGGAUGUCAUCGAACAGUACUCAGCUGGACACUUGGACAUGUUGUCCCGCAUCAAGAGCCUGCAGUCCAGGAUAGAUAUGAUUGUGGGCCCCCCACCCCCUUCAACUCCCCGGCACAAGAAGUACCCUACCAAAGGACCCACGGCCCCUUCGAGAGAGUCACCCCAGUACUCACCUAGAGUGGACCAGAUUGUGGGGCGGGGCCCAACAAUAACGGACAAGGACCGCACCAAAGGCCCAGCAGAGACGGAGCUGCCCGAAGACCCCAGCAUGAUGGGACGGCUUGGGAAGGUGGAGAAACAGGUCUUGUCCAUGGAAAAGAAGAUAGACUUUCUGGUGAGCAUCUAUACGCAGCGAAUGGGCAUCCCACCAGCAGAGACAGAGGCCUAUUUUGGGGCCAAGGAGCCUGAGCCGGCACCACCGUACCACAGUCCAGAGGACAGCCGUGAGCAUGCGGACAAGCAUGGCUGUAUCAUUAAGAUCGUCCGCUCCACCAGUUCUACAGGACAGAGGAACUACGCUGCACCCCCAGCCAUGCCCCCUGCCCAGUGUCCUCCGUCCACCUCAUGGCAGCACAGCCACCAGCGCCACGGCACCUCCCCUGUGGGAGACCAUGGCUCACUGGUACGCAUCCCACCACCUCCUGCGCAUGAGCGGUCGCUGUCUGCCUACAGUGGGGGCAACCGGGCCAGUACCGAGUUCCUGAGGCUGGAGAGCGCCCCAACCUGUAGGCCCCCUGAGGGUGCCCUGCGGGAUAGCGACACCUCCAUCUCCAUCCCAUCUGUGGACCAUGAAGAGCUGGAGCGCUCUUUCAGUGGCUUCAGUAUCUCCCAGUCCAAGGAGAAUCUGGAUGCUCUAGGCAGCUGUUACGCAGCCGUGGCGCCGUGUGCCAAGGUCAGGCCCUACAUCGCGGAGGGGGAGUCUGACACAGACUCAGACCUCUGCACACCAUGUGGGCCUCCCCCACGCUCUGCCACUGGCGAGGGCCCCUUUGGAGAUGUGGGUUGGGCGGGGCCCAGGAAGUGAGACUGGGCUGGGCUGCUGGGCCCCGUGCCAUACCCACUCUUGGUCCUGAUUUGGAGCUGGAGUUCCAGGGCCUCUCCUGAUGUGACAGAAUGUCAUAGAGUAGUGUGGAUUGAGGGGAUGCUUGUGGGAUCUGGCUGUCAGGGCUCAUGUGGAGUGGAGAUGAGGCAGGGCUCCUUGGCACACAUGGUAGCCAUUUUAUAGAAGUUCUUUUCCAACCAAGAGGGGGAGAUUGAGGCGGGGCCCUGGAGGCCCCAGGAGCUACCUAUGAGAGCAAAGCUAGCCCUGCUCAGUCUUCUUGGAAGACAGAUAUCACCCUGUGAGUGAGGACCAGCAGAGGGAUGGUGGCACCUGUGAGUGGGGGUGUGGCUGGGAUCAAGUACGUGGGAGGGAGCGGUGAAGUAGGCCUGUCUGCUGCUGAUGGCCAGUCCUGAUUCCCAGGGGUCUCCCAGCAUAGGCUGGAAGCUCAGGAGGUAUCGUAGGUCGCUGGGAAUGGCCCACUAUCACACCUGACUGCUUAUCCCCCAGUUCCUGACUGCCCCAGUAAAGCAUUACCAGGCCCACUGUGUGUGUGUGGCUAGGAAAUGCCCCUCAUCCCUGGGCAUCUAGCUAGAGAGCUGCUGGCCAGCAUCUUCCUCUUCCAGGUUCUGUGGACCCUUCCAUGGGAGCCGCCCUUAGAUCAGGACCCUUUUCCUGGAGUUGAGGAAGGAAUGAGUCCUUAGGGAUCAACUUGGAGCUUAGAACUGACCCUUGGGCCCCCACCCCUGGCUUCCACCUCUUUGGGGAGGACCCAGCUCACAGCCUUUUUCUGGAAGGGGGUUCUGUGGGAGGUUCUGGCUGCCUCCUCCUGGCACUGUAGCCUGGGAGGUCUGGCUUGGCACUUCAUGGCCUCACUUUUUCCUGGUAUGGCGCUGGUUUCCAGGCUGUAGCCAGUAUGUCAAGAGAACCAUCUGGUGAACAGACCAGCACUGUCCUCAGCACUUGGCUCUACAGAUCCAGGCAGGGCUGGAUGACAUGACAUCGUCAAACUGCCAGCUCUUUCUACAUGAGAGCAUGGCCUCUGUGCCUGGUCAAGGAUCCUUCCCACGGAAGCUGGCCAUCCACAGUUAUUCAGUCACUCUAGGUCCCUUGGCUGUGGCCUCUGAGUGUUUUGGGGAAUUGGGAACACCUUGUCCUCUACUCUGGUGAGCAGGACUCUGUCCAUCUUGUGAGUGGGCCAUCUAGGACCGUGUGGCAGCCAGCUCUAGAGGGAGACAAGGUAGAACCCUCAGCUGUGGUCCUGCAACAUCUGGCACAGGGGUGUCUGGCACCCAAUGAUAUAGCAUUUAGGGACCCCAGUCUCCAUGAGGCAACAGCCGUCCUGGUCAGUGAGGUCAAGGGCUGGAGAACUUGAGCCUGGGAAGAGCUCUACCCACUUCUCCCCCACCCCCCUUUUAAGUGUUCUAGAAGGGGUAGAAGCAGCUUGGGGCCUAAACUCAGCAGGAGGCACCCCAUCCCUGAGGAGAGCUUGAGGUCAUGUCUCUGUGAGGGACCUGGGCAUCUGGGAGCUGUGUCUGCUAUCUGAUGUGGCCUCCAUGUCCUCCAUGUCUCGGCUUCUAGGGACUGCACCUCAGGGUGCCUCUGCUAGGCUCCUGGUUGAGAACUGGUGUCACACUAUGUGCCCCUUGGUCCCCUAGGGCCAGUGCCGUAGCCAGCUCCUUGGUGUGAGAGAUGUCUCUUCCUAUGUGGGCAUGGCGGGCAGUGUAGACGGGAAGAGUAGCCGCCCCUUCACUAGUUUUCUCUUGGAGAGUUGAGCCUGGGCUCAGACCCUCCAGGGCAGAGGGGCACGUACACCUGACCUGGGCAGACCAGCCGCCAGAGUACUCCUCCCCUAGACCUGGGUAGGCCAUAGCUGUCUCAGCUCUAGGGAAUGUGGGAAAGAGGUUUGCAUCUGUCCUAUAUGGUCCACACAGUGUAUCCUGCCUUGUGUGUGUGACCCCACAUCCUACCCCCAGAGCUGUCGUGGAUACAAGAGCCUGGGAUACCCUGAGCUGAGGUUUUAUGGUGUGAAGAACAGGCACCCUCCUUUCCCCAGAAACCCUGACCAUACAGAAUCUGUCAGAAACCCUCAUUUAGGUUACAGUAAAAGAGAGGCAGGCUGUGGCCUGCUCUGCAAAUGAGGAGUACUGGUCAAGGCUGCGGUGUUGGCUACUCAGAGCAAGUUCACCUCGAGGGGUGACAUGGAAACCCCAAUAUGAGAGAUAACCAAACCCCUUCUUGGGGACCUAGACCCAGGCCCGAACAACACAAAUGUCCACUGCCUUGGCAUCCCCACCCUCAGGGAAACAGGACAGGAUGGAGGCUAGAAGCUCCUAUAAGAAAUUUGUGCACUUUCUUGGGUAUUCACACGUAACCAAGUGUGGCUGAAGGCUAGCAGCUGCCCCAUGGCAAAAUUUUUCCCAGAAAACAUUUGUCCCAACACAUUCCCUCACAUGCCUACCAGCACAUACCCAUACACUGGGCAUGUAAGUACUUUCAUCUAUGUAUACACAAAAGCUUACAGUUCACGCUUUCAUAUGCACACACAAGUAUACACACAGAGACACAAGUGAACAUACAGCAGGUGUACUUUCAAAUAUGUAUUCCUUGUUACACACAUACACAUGGAAGCUCACACAGUUUGCCAGACCAUACAUAAAUAUACGCAUACAUAUACACAUACAUAUGAACACACACAUAUAAACAUACCGGCUUAUAGGUUACAUGUUAAUUCCACAUGUGCACAUACAGCAGGUGUCUACUUUUAUACCUGCAUAGUCAUGUAUAUGCACAUGUGCACACGUACACAUAUGAGUAACCUGUAUGUAUAAUGUAUACACACACGUAGGUUUCACCCCCCCCACACACUUUAAUCUUUUUGUCUUUGGCUAUUCCUAAUGGGAGCUACCUGGAGAGGGUACCACAAGAGUUAAGGAUGAAUGUUCUAUGUUGAGCACUGACUGGGUGGGAGUUUCAGUGUCUAGAGCUUCUGGGCAGCAGUGGUAGAGGGGCACCUGGAGCCCACUGAAUUCCCACACUGCCUUCUCCUUGGACUAGCUGGUAGCUGUCAAGAGAGGCUGUGGCUAGGUCAGGGUGAAGCAGUUCUAGUGCUUCCUGAGGUCCAGGUCAGUCUUUGCAUUGGGUCAUUCUUGGUCUUGGCCAGUUCUCAGUGCCCUCCUGUUUACACGCCUGCUUCAUCAUGCCAGGCUGUGAUUGAUGUUUUCGGGCUUGACCUCUUCCUUCCGGACCUUUUCAGUCGGCCUCCAGGAAGUGUACGCUUGUCUACCAGGGCCAGAAUACCCGGGGUGAGGGGCCAUCUGCCGUCCUACGUGUGGUCUGGGCAGACCAAGUGUCCACUAAGCUAGUUACUUCCCUUUCGCCUUUAUGGGCCUCGCUUUAAGUCUGCACUGGACACUAAAUGGGUCUCUUUGGAGGGUACUCUAGGUUGCAGUCAUUCCCAGUCCCUAGAAAUAGGGGAUUCAUAUCCAGGACCAUCUUCCACCAUUAAUGCACUGGUUUAAGGUUUUUUUUUUCCCCUCUUGGGCGGGUGGCUACAGAUUCGGAAUGUGGAAAACGAGGCCAACCUGCCUUCUGCCAUCCCUACUGGGUUUAUCCUGUAUCAGGGGCACUGUGAAGAACACCCUUGCUUUUUGUGGAAAGAAGUGGGCCCAGAGAUGUCUUUAGACCUCAGAGGUGAGAGAAUCUGGGACAGGAAUGCCGUUCUGAAACACCGGAGAUUGCGUCUUUCAGUUUUCUGGCUGUAAGUAGUGCAGAGAGUGGAGGCUAAUACACUUGCUCAUGGCUCAUACCCCAACCCCAACAGGACAACAUGUGGGCCUUUCUCUGAGGCCACAACCUCUUGAAAUAAACAUGAAAAACUUGAACAGUGGGGCCCACAGUAGAAGGACCCAGAUAUCUGGGCACCUUGCAUUCCGGCAGGGUGGGCUGGGGUUAGAGUGGAGAAUCGAUACACAGAAUACCCCUGAAGUCCAAGCUCACAUGGCUGGAAUGAUGUCAUCUGUUCCCAUGAUGUAGAGACAUUGGCCUUCGGCUCACCUGAGACUUCCCAGGGCAUAGGAUGUAGGAUGUGGGGGAAGAGUUCCAAGAAGAGUCUGCAGGCAUGUCUGUCUGUCUGUCUGUCCCAGGUUCCUACUGUGCCCCAGCUGAGCUUCCUGGAGGGGGUAUUAUGAUGGAAUGAGAGUUUCUAGAGAUCCAGGUGCCUCUUCGUUCUGAGGAGUCUUCAGCAUGUGCCCAACACAUGCCUUAGGUCCUAGGUUUAGGGGGCCCAGUGUCCAUGUGAGUAAAUAAAUUGGGGCCACAGUUUGAUGAAUUUUGCUUAUCUAUGAGGUGGUUCUAGCAACGGGCCUUGGGGAGCACCAGGAAUGGGAGUAGAGAGAAAGGAUUGCGUCCUAGGAAGGAGACCCAUGAAACACCUAGAGGUGCCUGGGUUUUGUUUGUUCAGAGCUCUGAUUUGUCUCAGAUGUUCCUCGUGUCCUGGCUGACCUAUAACCCACCCCGAAGCUCCCUAUCUGAGAAGGGGUAGUCCCCAGGCUGUUCUGGGACUCUCAGGCAGGAAUACACAAUGCUAACACCGCACAUCCAAUUGGGACUGGCUUUUACAAAGUUGUUGCCUUAAUGUAUGUUGAGGGAAAUUCACCAAGGUCACCCCUGCCUCUGCCUGAUACAGACACACUGAACUCCACCUCCAGGUCCUGCUACUGGAGAGGAGUGCUGGUACGAUGGGCUGCCCCUAGCAGCCCCACACGGAGGGGCUCAAAGCUGUGAUCCCCUUGACGUCAUCCAUCUCCCUGGGAUGGUCCCAUAUACAGUGCAGCGCACCCUGCGCUUCCAGCCCACACUUACCCAUUGCAGUCUUGUCCCUCCUGGCCGCAGCUGCGGCUGCAGCUUCCCCAUCUGCGCUGUUGCCUUUGGCUGUCUUUGCACUUUUGUUCAUGCUCCAAAGAAUAUUUCAUAAUGCCUUCAUACUGACGUGCACCCUAAACAUUUUGUACGUGCCCUUGGGCCGCAGCAAAUGGCCUUCUCCUUUUGGCCAGCGUGCCGCCACCUGCACACAACGCUGUCUUCUAGGGAUAGAUGCCCAGGGAAUGAACUCUAGUUUUCUAACUGACUAGCUGAAAUGCUAACUUACUCGACAUGAACAGAAUGGCCCUUGUGCUGUGUGAGCGGGCGGGCCAGCGUGUGCUCGCAGGGAACUUCGGGACGUAAUCCCGCAGCAGGGAUGCAUGCAGAAGGUUCUAGAAAGUUCUGCUGCCACAGGGCUGAGUUCAGAUGCCCAGUGGACCUGUGCACUUAGUAAAACAGUGAUUCAACUUGAA